Pistacia vera is the source of this 1328-nucleotide messenger RNA. RefSeq names its product 28 kDa ribonucleoprotein, chloroplastic. Gene Ontology annotation, molecular function: mRNA binding. The record is from RefSeq and is a predicted model, not a curated record. Lineage: Eukaryota; Viridiplantae; Streptophyta; Magnoliopsida; Sapindales; Anacardiaceae. The transcript has 4 exons. Bases 92 to 1069 code for a protein of 325 amino acids. Gene Ontology annotation, cellular component: cytosol.
UGUCUUUCUACUAAACCUCUCUUUCUUCUCUCUCCCCUCUGCUCCUUAUCCUCACAACUCUCCUCUGAAGCCCUCUCUUUCAAUUCUCAAUAUGUCUGCCUCAACCACGCCUAUCUUCAAGCCCUUAUCAAUGGCAGACUCCACCUCUCUACUUUCUCUACCCUCUAUCUUCACCACUACCACAAGGCCACCGCAUUCAUCUCUCUCUAUCUCUUCUCGGCCCCUCAAACUCCAUUUCUCACGCUCUCUAUCUUCACAAACUCUAUCUCUUAACCUCAAGAAAAACACCAAUUUCUCUCACUUCACCACCUUUGUCUCCUCUGAUUGGUCCAAUCAAGAAGAAGACAUCAGCAACACCACCGUCACUCUGGAACAAGAUCAAGAAGAGCCCUCUUGGGAAAAUCAGGAAACCAAUGGGACCGAAGCAAAUGUAUCAGAUUGGGAACCUGAAGGGGAAGACACAGCGAUUGAGGCAAGUGAAGGCCAGGGAGAGAGUAGUGAAGAGGUCUUUGCCGAACCACCUGAGGAAGCCAAGUUAUUUGUUGGGAAUUUGCCAUAUGAUGUUGAUAGUCAGAAGCUUGCUAUGCUUUUUGAAAAGGCUGGAACUGUUGAGAUUGCUGAGGUUAUUUACAACAGGGAAACUGACCGGAGUCGUGGCUUCGGGUUUGUGACAAUGAGUACUGUUGAGGAAGCUGAAAAGGCUGUGGAAACUCUUAACAGCUACGAUUUAGAUGGAAGGCUACUGACUGUAAAUAAGGCAGCUCCCAGAGGAACAGAGCCAGAACGCCCCCCUCGUGUAUUUGAACCUGCUUUUAGAAUCUAUGUGGGCAACCUACCUUGGGAAGUGGAUAAUGCUCGUCUAGAGCAAGUUUUUAGUGAACAUGGUAAGGUCGUAAGUGCACGGGUAGUUUAUGACAGGGAGACUGGUCGUUCACGUGGUUUUGGCUUUGUAACCAUGUCCAACGAAACUGAAUUGAAUGAUGCCAUUGCUGCUCUUGAUGGACAGAAUCUGGAUGGGAGGGCAAUCAGAGUAAAUGUUGCCGAGGAAAGACAAAGGCGCUCCUUUUAACCUAAGAGAUGACAUAGGUGUCUAGUGGCCGUUUCUUUUGAUUACUUCCUUUCUCCCUCAUUUCCUUUUUGCUUUGUUUUCUUAACUAUUUUGGAAUGAGAUUUACAGUGUUGAGGUUCUUCCAGCUGGUUCAUGGAAAUUUUUCAUAUGGAGCAAAAGUAGAAGUUUCUGUACCUCUGGUUCUUUGAAAUUUGUCACAUACUCUGUAAAAUAUGAUUGACUGUGAUAAUUUUUUUACAAAGGUAUUUGUUUUCAGUGU